AUGAUCGGUGCAUCCAAAUCGUCCGCCAUCCGCAGGUUCAAGUGGCUGGAACAAAAAUUGGCUAAAGACGAUAACAUUAGGACGCAGUACCACGAUUUUCUGCGAGAAUACGUGGCGCUUGAUCACAUGGCUCCUGUGCAGGAUGAUGGGGAAAACAUUUCAAAGGUGUGUUAUCUACCACACCAUCCUAUCGUGAAGGAAUCGAGCUCGACCACGGAGGUGCGUAUCCGGUUCCGUAAGUUUCCGAUAGCACAAGUGGCUGAUAUCGAGAAGAUGUAUCGCCAAAUCUCGAUGAAUCCGGCAGAUCGUUCGUUGCAGAGGAUUUUAUGGCGUUUCGACGCUUCUGAGCCCAUUCAAGCGUAUGAAUUGGGCACCGUCACAUAUGGCCUCGCUCCAUCCUCGUUCCUCGCCACCCGAACACUGUUACAGCUCGUCGAAGAUGAGGGAAUCCCGUUCCCGAACGCAAGCACGGCCAUUAAGAAGAACGUUUACGUGGACGAUCUUAUCGCAGGCGCCAACAGCAUCGAAGCAGCCAUUCAGCUACGAGGUGAACUUUCCAAUCUUCUACAAAAGGGUGGAUUCCGCUUCCGAAAAUGGUGCUCCAACGCACUUCCCGUUUUGGCUGAUUUACCGCCCGAAUUACUCGGGACCCAACAUUCGAUGAAAUUCGACCCCGAAGAAAGCAUCAAAACUCUCGGCAUACGCUGGGAACCCGAAGCAGACGUGUUCCGAUUUGACGUAGCCGUUACAGUGCAGAAUCAGCGACCUACUAAGCGAACAAUCCUCUCCGCUAUUGCACAGCUCUACGACCCACUCGGUAUCAUCUCUCCCGUCGUCGUUUCUGCGAAAAUAUUAAUGCAGAACCUCUGGCUCUUGGCUUUAGGCUGGGACGAUGAAGUUUCGCCGGAUCUCGGGCGCAAGUGGACUCAAUUUUGCGAGCAGCUGCCCGCCCUUUCCAGUUUUCGCAUCGAAAGAUGUGCAUUCGCUCCCGAUUUUCUCUCUGCAGAGUUGCACUGCUUUGCGGACGCAUCCGAACUCGCUUAUGGUGCGUGCAUUUACGCUCUCUCCGAAACUGUUGAUAAACGCGUACACGUGUGUCUACUAGCUUCGAAAUCUAGAGUGGCCCCGCUCAAGCCACUUACCAUCCCCCGGCUAGAGCUUUGUGCCGCUCUGCUCGCUUCUCGACUGUACGAAAAAAUCAUCCGUUCCCUAGAAAUGGAAAUAGAAGGAUGUUUCUUCUGGUCUGACUCCACGAUUGUACUUCAGUGGAUGAAGGCUCCGCCGCGAACAAGGAAAACGUUCGUAGCUAACCGGAUUGUCGAAAUUCAAGCCACAACUGUUGGUUCCCAUUGGCAGCACGUUUCCGGCAGGGAAAAUCCUGCGGACAUGAUAUCCCGAGGAGUUUUCGCAGAGGAGUUGAUCAACAGCGAACUGUGGAAGCGUGGUCCUAAGUGGCUACGCGAAGAUAAAUCAACGUGGCAAGUUCAAAUACUUCCAGAAACCAAAUUUACUGUGGAGGAAUGA
Armigeres subalbatus is the source of this 1524-nucleotide messenger RNA. RefSeq lists its product as uncharacterized. NCBI's taxonomy places the organism in Eukaryota, Metazoa, Arthropoda, Insecta, Diptera, Culicidae. The record is from RefSeq and is a predicted model, not a curated record. The coding region runs from base 1 to 1524 and encodes 507 amino acids. The transcript has a single exon.